Gracilinanus agilis (Agile Gracile Mouse Opossum) is the source of this 942-nucleotide messenger RNA. RefSeq names its product olfactory receptor 10C1-like. Lineage: Eukaryota; Metazoa; Chordata; Mammalia; Didelphimorphia; Didelphidae. Bases 1 to 942 code for a protein of 313 amino acids. Gene Ontology annotation, molecular function: olfactory receptor activity; G protein-coupled receptor activity. Gene Ontology annotation, biological process: G protein-coupled receptor signaling pathway. The record is from RefSeq and is a predicted model, not a curated record. The transcript has a single exon. Gene Ontology annotation, cellular component: membrane.
AUGUCCGCCAACACCUCGGGGGUCGUGACAGAUUUCAUCCUCGUGGGUUUCUCUCGCCUCGUGGGCUUCCAGGGUCUCCUCUUCACCCUCUUCCUCACCAUCUACCUGCUCACCGUGGUUGGCAACCUCCUCAUCGUGACCUUAGUCUCCGUCGACGCCAAGCUCCAAUCGCCUAUGUACUUCUUCCUCCGUCUCCUCUCCGCUCUCGAGAUCGGCUACACUUCAGUCACCGUCCCGCUCGUGCUCCAUCAUCUCCGGACUGGCCAGCGCCGGAUUCCGAGGGCUGGCUGCGCCGUCCAGAUGUUCUUCUUCCUCUUUUUCGGUGCCACUGAAUGUUGUUUCUUGGCCGCUAUGGCUUACGAUCGCUACGCCGCCAUCUGCACUCCACUCCGCUACCCGAUUCUGCUGAACCGCCGCGUGUGCCUGCAGCUGGCAGCCGGGGCCUGGACUAGCGGGGCACUGGUGGGACUUGGCCACACCUCUUUCAUCUUCUCCCUGAACUUCUGUGGACCCAAUGCAAUCCCUCACUUCUUCUGCGAGAUUCAACCAGUGCUGCAGCUAGUCUGCGGGGACACGUACCUCAACGAGCUGCAGAUUAUUUUGGCCGCCGCUCUCAUUAUCCUCUGCCCUUUUGGGCUGAUCCUGGUCUCCUACGCAAAGAUCCUAGCUACCAUUAUACGGAUCCCGUCAGCCACAGGCCGCCGCAAAGCCUUCUCCACCUGCUCCUCACAUCUGGUCGUGGUUUCCCUCUUCUAUGGCACAGCCAUCUUCAUCUACAUCCGUCCCAAGGACAGCUACGACCCGGCCACUGAUCCAUUGUUGUCUCUCUUUUACGCAGUGGUAACUCCUAUUCUUAAUCCAGUCAUCUACAGCCUUCGUAAUGCUGAUGUCAAGGCUGCCCUCAAGAGGACCCUCCAGAAGAUGAGUUCCAAAGCGAUCUAG